UUUGGGAUUGUGAAAUCACCAAAAAAUUCGAAAGCACUUGAGAAAAAGAAAAGCGCCAUGACCUAAAAAAAGAACUCAAUCAAUUUCUCUCCCACAAGGAAAUGGCGCUUUUACACUUUCCAUUUCAUUUGCAUUUCUAUAUUCAAUCUGUUCUGUCUCACCUUUUCUCCCAAUCUCCUCCCCCCUUCUCUCGUACCCACUGAGAAACCAACCAACCAACCAUGUCGGAGAAUCAGAACUGCAAGAGGAUGACAAGGGCGGCGGCGGCGAAACGAAAGGCAUCCACAGCGUUUCCGACAGCGGACGAAGUCCCAGUUACCAAGAAGAGAGUUGUUCUCGGAGAGCUUACAAAUGUCGUACCCAAUCAGGAAAGAGAGAUCCACAAGCCUAAACCAUCUCUCUUCCCCGCGAAGAAGCAGACGAAGAAUGCUCCAAAACAGACCCUAGAUUUCGAAUCUGGAUCCGUCGAUCCUCAGAUGUGUGGUCCUUACGUCGCAGACAUCUGUGCGUAUCUCCGCGAAAUGGAGAUUCAGGGGAAGCUGAAACAAAGACCUCUACAUGAUUAUAUUGACAAGGUUCAGAACGAUGUAACGCCUAGCAUGAGAGGGGUUUUAGUGGACUGGUUAGUUGAAGUUGCUGAGGAAUAUAAACUUGUCUCCGACACACUCUAUCUCACUGUCUCUUAUGUCGAUAGAUUCUUGUCCUUAAAGCCUAUUCACAGGCAGAGGCUUCAGCUUGUGGGAGUUUCUGCGAUGCUUAUUGCGUCUAGGAAAUACGAAGAGAUUAGUCCUCCCAAAGUGGAAGAUUUUGUAUACAUCACUGAUAAUACGUUUACAAGACAAGAUGUGGUGUCCAUGGAGGCAGAUAUACUUCUUGCCCUACAGUUUGAGUUAGGAUGCCCAACCAUUAAAACCUUCCUAAGACGGUUCACGAGGGUUGCUCAAGAGGAUUUUAGUGACUCACUAUUGCAGAUAGAGUUCCUCUGUUGCUAUCUCUCAGAAUUGAGUCUGUUGGAUUAUAGCUGUGUGAAGUUCUUGCCGUCUCUCUUGGCUGCUUCUGCUAUCUUUCUUGCGCGAUUCAUCAUCCGUCCUAAACAACAUCCUUGGAAUCCAAUGUUAGAAGAGUACACAAUGUACAAGGCGUCUGAUCUACAACAAUCUGUGAGUAUCAUUCAUGACUUGUAUCUAAGCAGAAGAGGGAACGAUCUAGAAGCUGUCAGAAAUAAAUACAAGCAAAAUCAGUUCAAGUGUGUUGCGACCAUGCCUGUUUCACCUGAGCUGCCUCUUGCUUUCUUCGAGGAUGUUUGCCAUUAGAGACGAGGCGUAAACGUAAAGAAGCUUGAAGCUUUGUGUUGGAAGUUGUUAGUGCCUUAAUUUGGGUUUGUAUAUAACUGUCGUUAGAUUGUAGUUUAGUAUUGAAAAUCCUUUUUGCUUGGCCAUUUAUUUCAAUGGCCAAGAGUGUUUGAUUGUUUUGUUUUCUGCUUUUGUACGAUGUUAUCAAUGCAAAAGCCUCUUUAGGUCA
This is a messenger RNA of Raphanus sativus (radish), 1521 nucleotides long. Its product is annotated as cyclin-A3-4. Gene Ontology annotation, molecular function: cyclin-dependent protein serine/threonine kinase regulator activity. Gene Ontology annotation, biological process: regulation of cyclin-dependent protein serine/threonine kinase activity; mitotic cell cycle phase transition. Bases 222 to 1313 code for a protein of 363 amino acids. The record is from RefSeq and is a predicted model, not a curated record. The transcript is spliced from 7 exons. Gene Ontology annotation, cellular component: nucleus; cyclin-dependent protein kinase holoenzyme complex; cytoplasm. NCBI's taxonomy places the organism in Eukaryota, Viridiplantae, Streptophyta, Magnoliopsida, Brassicales, Brassicaceae.